AUGUGCUGGGACAAAUUGGACUAUCCGAUGGGAGAGGCAAAGAAGCACAGGGAAGAGAUCACUCAAUCCCUUUUUCAAAUGCAGGAAGCACGAAACAAGUCUACACAAGGGCUUGAUGACAAGCAAGACAUGGACGAUUACAAGUCUUCCAGCUUAUAUGUAAGCCUGGUGCGGACACAGCAAGAGUUUCAAGAGUCUAUCUCGAAGUCAAUUGACCUUCAAAUUUGGAGUCUUGAAGGGUGGCAGGAUACCUUGAACUGGAACCAUGAUUUCCAUAACAACUGGACGGAAGAGGCGAAUAAGCAAAAGGAAGCGAUGAUUCGAAUCACUACUGAGUUGCAGGAAGCACGAAAUGAAUGCAUCCAAGGGCUUGAGUAUCUUCUAGUACAAUAUGUUGGGAUACAAAAAUAG
Molecule: messenger RNA, 411 nt
Organism: Penicillium malachiteum
Lineage: Eukaryota; Fungi; Ascomycota; Eurotiomycetes; Eurotiales; Aspergillaceae
Exons: 1
Coding region: 1-411 (136 amino acids)
Source: RefSeq, a predicted model, not a curated record